Acyrthosiphon pisum (pea aphid) is the source of this 2872-nucleotide messenger RNA. It is a transcript of the gene Rilpl, whose product is annotated as Rab interacting lysosomal protein like. NCBI's taxonomy places the organism in Eukaryota, Metazoa, Arthropoda, Insecta, Hemiptera, Aphididae. Gene Ontology annotation, biological process: cilium assembly. The transcript has 8 exons. Bases 530 to 1888 code for a protein of 452 amino acids. Gene Ontology annotation, molecular function: dynein light intermediate chain binding; small GTPase binding; protein dimerization activity. The record is from RefSeq and is a predicted model, not a curated record. Gene Ontology annotation, cellular component: ciliary basal body; cytoplasm.
ACGGAAACCGGUGCUAACCGUAUUUUUGAGGUUAUGUUUGAACCAGGUCAUUCCCGAAUGUAUUGGGAAUUUUUCUGAAUAUUCGUCCCCACCGGAAUAAUAACAACAAUAAUAAACGGACGAGAUAAAUGAUAAUUGAUAAUUGAUAAAUGAUAAUCGACAAUCGUCCGAAGCCGAACUGGAAGCUCGAGAUAGGUGGGCUAUAAUUGGAACGGAUUCACGUAUUAGCUGGCUCAAGCAGACUGCUUCAGCUGGUCGCUGGACUGUUGUCUGUUUUCGAGAGUCGCCGUUAUCAGAUUUUUGGGACUUAAAGGUCAACAGGUCCAUUGAUUAUAGACGCCGAGUAAUAAAAAGUCGAUACCCAAUACCCGAUUCGUUUGAUCUCGCGUCCGAACGUCGCCUGCGUCUAUUUCCGAAUCGUUUUUAUUGCUUACGGAUUGCGGGUUUGUCCGAACCGAAAUAGAGACCGUAAGCACCACCGUCCGUGUCCCGUGAUUCACUCAGUCAGUCAUAGUUCUGCCAAUCGCCAAUGCUAUUGCACGUUUUCGGUACUUCAAAAAUGGAUAACUACAAGUGUUCACUGUCUGUCGUCGACGUCUACGAUAUGGCACAAGACAUCGGACGAGAGUUCGAGUCUAUCAUAGACGCGUAUGGCACAGAUGCCAUAACAGGACUAAUGCCCAAAGUGGUAUCCGCCCUAGAGCAGAUGGAAAUAUUGGCUAUGAAGAAUGAACGAGAGAACACCACCGUGGAUGACCUACGAGCGACGAUACAACAACUGGAAAUGGACAAACAGGAACGGACUGAAGAUAGAAUCAAGUAUGAGAAGGAGAUGGAACAAAUCGAAGAUAAGUGGCGUGAAGACUAUAACGAGUUGUUGACUACUGUUUCUAGACUUCAAGAUGAUAACCGUAAAUUGACAGAGUCUUUGCAAGCUGCUGAAAAGGAUAAGAUUGUUGAUUCAAAAUCACAAGUUUUAAGUCCAGAUGUUGAUACUGUUGCUCUUCAACGUCUACGCCAUACUGUAGAUCAAAUGCGUGAUAGUAUUAGAAGCUAUGAACAUCAAUUAUAUUCGAAGAGUAAUGAAGUUGAUUCAUUGAACGUUCAAAUGGAUAGGUUGCAAACUACUUUAAAAGACUUGCGACGUAAGCAUCGCUUUGCACAACUACAAUGUCGUGGUUUAGUUGAAGAGAGGGCAGAUAUUCUUUCCCAACUUCAAAAACAACAAAAAGAAUUUAUAUCACUUAGACAAAGGUUUGGUGUAGCUCAAAAAGAAAAUGAAGACCUAUCAAAAUAUAGAGAUGAUUUGCCUGAUUUGAAAAAUAAAGCCAUUUAUGAUUUAGACGAUCCAGAUAGACCAAAGUUUACUACAAAUGAACUGAAAGAUAUUUUGACUGAACGUAAUGAACUAAAAACUCGUGUUAAUGAUCUUGAAGAUGAACUUUUACAGUAUAGGCCAGUUGAACAGUCGACAAUAUCCCAGGAAAGGGAUGAAAUCCAAGAAACGCGGGUACGAAGAAUUUUGUUACGAAACUGUACCACCAGAACAGACAGUCACCGACAAAAUCCUGACACCGCUCCGGGCGAUAAGGAAGACACGCAAGUGUCAAUCAUCACCCCAGAAAUUUCAUCUGAUGUAACAUCCCCAAUCAGGUCCGACGAUGAACAGGAAGAAGGACCUGUUCAAGGACCAUUACCUUUAGAACCUGAUGAUGCACCAUGGAAACGAAAUCCAGAAUCUGGUAUUCGUAAACUUUUUCGUAAGAUGUUUGCUGAAACUAACAACUCUUUAUUUUCUAAGACUAGUCCUAAACAUCCUAAGUUAUCGUUAUCCAAAAUGGCUGUAUCCAUUGGUCAUUCGUCUAUUAUGGGACCGCCUGAAGUGUGAUAAAUAAAACAUUGAUCUCAAAUUGAAUUAUUGUUUAUUAAUCAUUACAACAAGUAUUAUUUUAAGGCAUAUGCAUAGCUAAAUUAUAAGGGAUCAGUAAACAUAAGUAACUACAAAUCAAAUGAACUUAGUAAUAUUAUUUUAUUUUUAUUUUUUACAUAUAUAUUUACAAUAUUUUUAUCGUGAUUAUUUAUUAUUAAUACUUAAAAUUGCUAGGGCAUAGCUCUUUUAAAUUGUAUUGAAUUAUUUUAUUAUUUAUUUAACAUAAUUGAACGCUUAUUUAUAAAUACAUACAAACUUUUAACUUUUCUGUGUUAGAUCUUAGUUUUUUUGCUAGUGCUAAUUAUUUUGAGACAAAACGGCAUGUCUAAAUAUUAUAAAUUUAAGUAAAUAAGACCUAUUUUAAUUGAAAAGACAUUGUGUAUGUGAUAUUGCAUUCAGAUAAUUUUUUUUUUUAUUCAUUUAUUCAACUAUUUAUUCUUUAUGUAUAAAAAUAAAAUAUUCUAUUACUUUGAUUGAUUAACUUUUGUAUCAAGUUAAAGAUAAAAAAUGCUCAUAAUGUAUUGUUUUUAAUGAUCCCCCCUUAUCAAUUGUAUUACAUUAUGUAGUACAAUAAUAUUUAGGGCCAAUGCUUUUGACGUAACUCAUCUAGUCGAGUUUAUAAUCAAAUAUAAUUGAUUUUGUUAUAUUUUUUUUUUUUUUUUUGUUUUGUUUUUUUUUUGUGAUUGUACUUAAAAGAAAGUGAAGUAUAUUUUUAUAGUGAUUUAUAAUAAAAUAUUUAACUAUUUUUAAAUAGUUUACAUUUAUAAUUAUGUUUAUAAUGUAUUGUACUGCCCUGUGCUUUUUAAUGUAUAGAGUAACGUGCAACAUUUUGUCAAGGAAAAAUGCGUACUUCCAAAAUGUUAAUUUUAAUUGGCUAUUGUUUUGUUAAUCGUAAUUAUUUGUAAAGACCGUAAUAUAGUAUUUUGAAUUAGACAAUAUUUA